This is a messenger RNA of Nycticebus coucang (slow loris), 721 nucleotides long. RefSeq names its product 39S ribosomal protein L42, mitochondrial-like. Bases 187 to 621 code for a protein of 144 amino acids. The record is from RefSeq and is a predicted model, not a curated record. Gene Ontology annotation, cellular component: mitochondrial large ribosomal subunit. NCBI's taxonomy places the organism in Eukaryota, Metazoa, Chordata, Mammalia, Primates, Lorisidae. The transcript has a single exon.
AAGUCCACGUAUCAAUAGUGUUGAGAAAGAGAUGGAGAUGUUUGGUAAGAGUCGAAUUGUUGGAAAACAAGAUGGCGGGCUCACGGGGAGGCACUGUCAAGGGAUGAAAACUGACUUUUCCUAGAAGCAGAUUUUAAAAGCAGUGUUUUUCAAAACAUCUUUGUUUCAUAAGUAUCUUGAUACACCAUGGCUGGAGCAGCAGUAAAAUGGGUGAUAUCAAAGAGAAGUAUCUUGAAACGUUUAUUUCCAAUCCAGAAUGGAGCUUUAUAUUGUGUUUGUCAUAAAUCUACAUAUUCUUCUCUACCAGAUGACUAUAAUUGCAAAGUGGAGCUUGCUUUGACAUCUGAUGGCAGGUCAACAGUAUGCUACCACCCUUCUGUGGACAUUCCAUAUGAACACACAAAACCUAUUCCUCUACCAGACCCUGUGUGUAAUAACGGAGAAACACAUGAUCAAGUGCUGAAAACCAGAUUAGCAGAAAAAAGUGAACGCCUUGAACAAGGACCCGUGAUAGAACAACUUACCAAAAUGUUCUUUACUACUAAGCACCGUUGGUAUCCUCGUGGACAGUAUCACACUCGUUGUAAGAAACCGAAUCCUCCAAAGGACAGAGGAUACUGAGGUUUUCCGGGGAAUCAGAGAGAAGUGUGCCUCAGACGGCAUUUGAGAAAAUGCAAUGUGGUAUAUUUAUGAAUAUGUCAUAUAGUAAAAUAGUAAUAAU